This is a messenger RNA of Phaeodactylum tricornutum CCAP 1055/1, 1008 nucleotides long. RefSeq lists its product with no specific name. The transcript has a single exon. The record is from RefSeq and is a predicted model, not a curated record. Gene Ontology annotation, molecular function: methionyl-tRNA formyltransferase activity. Gene Ontology annotation, biological process: biosynthetic process; conversion of methionyl-tRNA to N-formyl-methionyl-tRNA. NCBI's taxonomy places the organism in Eukaryota, Bacillariophyta, Bacillariophyceae, Surirellales, Neidiaceae. The annotation marks the transcript as partial.
AAGAAGAGAGUUGUCUUUCUGGGAACUCCCGAAGUCGCCGCCACUUCCUUGCAAACAAUCUACCGAGCUUCUCAACAUCCCGACAGCGCCUUUGAAAUUGUAGGAGUCGUCACGCAGCCGGCCAAACGCCGAAAACGCAAGGGCCAGCUCGAAGCCAGUCCGGUAGGCAAGCUCGCGGAAGAACUCGACAUUCCCGUACUCGCACCCGAAAAGGCCAAGGAUGUCGAUUUUUUGGAUCAUCUCGAGCACCAGGUGCGUCCCGAUUUGUGCAUAACGGCAGCCUACGGACAGUAUUUGCCCAAACGGUUUUUGGCGGCGCCUCCCUACGGCACCGUCAAUAUCCAUCCUAGUCUCUUGCCCCGAUGGCGAGGGGCCAGUCCGGUACAGCGGUCCUUGGAAGCUGGCGAUAAUCCGGUUGGUGUGACGGUGCUGUUUACCGUUAGUCAGAUGGAUGCCGGGCCCAUCAUUGCGCAAACAGAACGGAUGAUUGACGAAGACGAAACAGCAACGACGGUACUACCGAAGCUUUUUGAGAUUGGAACGAAUCUUCUUUUAGAACACCUCCCAGCCGUUUUAUCUGGUAAGAUAAGUAUGGACACGGCGACGACCCAAGACGGAACAAAGGCGGUCUCGGCGGCCAUGAUUCAUUCCAGUGAAGGUGAGCUCAAACCGUGGCUAGAGUCGGCUCGAACUUGCCACAAUCGCGGUCGGGGCUUUUCCAUGUGGCCUGGUACCUUUAUGUACUUUCAAAUCGGUGGAGGGGAGAAUGAUAGCAGCGCCGACGGAGCUCGUGAACCAAUGAAGGUUAAAAUUGUGGAAACCCGUGUGGUGCCUGAUCUCGUACGAGAACCGACCAACAUCGUAUCACUGGGCCCGACCAAAAAGAGUGGUCUCUACGUGACUUGUGUGGAUGGGAGUGUUCUAGAACUGCUCCAAGUUCAACCUGCUACCCGCAAGGCCUUUCGGGCACGAGACUUUCAAAACGGAUAUCCCGGUGAAACGAUCCGA